This is a messenger RNA of Durusdinium trenchii, 1785 nucleotides long. NCBI's taxonomy places the organism in Eukaryota, Dinophyceae, Suessiales, Symbiodiniaceae. The record is from the annotation of a GenBank genome assembly.
AUGGCCAGCGAGAAGAACAAGCGUCGCGGAACGGAGGAGAAGGGCAAAGCAGCAUCCGCGGAGAUAAGACAAGGCAGUGCUGCAACAGGGAGAAGGAGUCUUUGGCUUUCCAGCGUGGGCAUCGUGGUCCUUGCUGUGCUGCUGGGAAUUUGGGGCACCUGGUCCACUGGCAGCGCCUCCAGGCCCAAGCAGACAGAGGCGACGGUCUGGGCUGCAGGUCUGCUGCAGGAGAACGUGACUUGUGCACCUCAAGCCGGAGGUGAUGGGAGUGGGGCACUGGGGCUUUGCGGCACCACCAGGAGAGCGAACAACUGUGCUCGCUUCGUGCUGGAUGGAGCUGUGCCAGCCGAGCAUGUGGAGGAGCUGCGUUUGAUGCUCUCGUGGCUGAUUGCUGAAGCCUGGGGUGGUGGAGCAGGGCCGCCCAGUGUUGUCGACUUGCAUUCGGAGACCAUCUCCUACAAGGAGCAGUUCGUGAACUUGACGGAGCUCAUGAACUUCAAGUCUCUGAAGUUCACUCAGAAGCAGGUCGAGGCCUACACCCGCGUGCGUGAGACCUUACGAGUUCGUUUGGCGCAGCUUUUUGGAUUGGAUGCCGAGCAGUUGCAGCACGACAUGACUUUCUUUUCCCACAUCAAUGGGAGCAAGACGGCGCAGACCGUGCACGAUGAGUAUUGGCACAGCCACAUCGACACUGAGCAGUAUGGCACCUUUGCCUACACAAGCCUCUUGUAUCUCAACACCCAGGAUGAGGACUUCCAUGGUGGUGAAUUCGUCUUCGAGGCGCCAGAGCCGCGCGCGGUGGAGCCGCGCGGCGGGCGCGUGGUGGCCUUCAGCAGCGAUGCAGAGAACCCACAUAAGGAGAUCAUGGGCGGGUGCGAAAGCAAGGCCACCACCGCGAAUGAGUUCCAAGUUGACGCUGCCAGGCAUCCGAAUCUGCAGCGCCUGGCGUUGACCACCACGGAAAAGAUGGGCUGGAUUCCCGACCUUCCGGACCACCGCGACCAUUACAUGAGCUUCAAGUCCAUCGACACGCCCAAGGACCUCAAGAAGAAGACCGAAGGCAAGAAGGAGAUCGUGGACUUAAGGCCCCUCAACGGUGGCUUCAAAAUCUUCAACCAAGGACAUUUGGGUAGCUGCACGGCGAAUGCUUUGGCGGCCUCUUUCCACUUUACCCUGCACAAAGAGAAUGUGGAGAGCCACGCGGACUUGAAGGACUUCACACCGAGCCGCCUCUUCAUCUACUACAACGAAAGGUACGUUGAGGGCAGUGUGGACCAAGAUGCUGGCGCGAUGUUGCGUGAUGGAGUCAAGGUCAUGGCAAAGAUGGGCGUGUGUCCGGAGUCCAUGUGGAAGUAUGAUGACGGCGAUGACUUCUUCAAGAAACAGCCAAGCAAGGACUGCUAUGACUUCGCCCAAAAAUGUACGGUGAAGAGCUACGCGCGGGUGGAGCAGAAUGUGGAGCAGAUGAAGGCUUGCAUCAAGCAUGGCUAUCCCUUUGUGUUCGGCUUUACCGUGCUGACGAGCUUUCAGGAAGCCGCCAAGGACGGCAAGAUGGUGAUGCCCCAGAAGAACGACCAGGUAAGGGGAGGCCAUGCCGUGUGCGCCGUGGGCUACGAUGACUUCCAGCAGUGCUUCAUCGUACGGAACUCCUGGGGCGAGGAAUGGGGUGACAAGGGUUACUUCUACAUGCCCUAUGAGUACAUUCGUGAGGAACAGCUGGCUCAGGACUUUUGGGCGAUCAAUUGGGUGGAGGGCUUCAAGGAUGCUGCGCCGAAGAAGUUCUAA